GUAAAAGUAAAACCUAUACAAUAACGAAGUAAAUAGUACUGUUAAAACUGAUAAGCUUUUAUAUAUAUUUGCUGAACUAUGUGUGUUACCCAGUAGUUAUAAUUGUAUUGCUGAAAAAUGGCAGUGUUAAAAUUGUUCGCAUGUGUUCUCUUAACGAUAGUUGCUACAAAUGCAAGCUAUUCUGUUUAUCAAACCAUAGAAAAAAUCAAAGCAGAUGGCUUCGAAGCUGAAGCCCAUAAAGUCACCACCUCAGAUGGAUACAUCUUAGAGAUGCACAGGAUCCCACACGGCAGAACGAACAAAGACACGACAGAAGACCGUCCUGUGGUCUUAGUGAUGCACGGGUUCAUGUCAGCUUCUCAAGUCUUCGUUAUGCUCGGACCUGAGACGAGCUUUGCUUACCAUCUAGCAGAUGCAGGAUUUGAUGUCUGGAUGGGAAAUGCAAGAGGUAACAAGAAUUCCCGAGCCCACGUGUCUCUGAACCCUGAUGAUGAGGUGCAGAAGUACGAAUUCUUCGAUUUCAGCUGGGAAGAGAUUGGUAUGCUUGACUUACCAGCAAUGAUUGACUAUAUCCUUAAGCAAACAGGGAAAGACCAGCUCCAUUACAUUGGGCAUUCUCAGGGUGGCACAGUAUUUCUAGUGAUGGCUUCCAUGUUACCUGAGUACAACAAGAAAAUAGCUUCAGCUCACCUCUGCGCAGGAGUUGGGUAUCAAGAGUACUUUCCUGAUGAGCAGUUGAAACAAUCUGCAUUGAUGACUGAUAUGAUUUAUUACACUGCUUUACAAGCGGGAGCCGUGGAGCUGUUCCCUCCUAACUCCAUUCAGAUGCUGCCUGAAGAAAUAUUCGAAUGGCCGGCGUACUGUCUUGGCAGUAAACGCAUGGAGUACAUGUGUCAAAUCUUUGGCAUCACUCGUAUUACGAACAACUACAACGCAGCCACCGACCAGCCAGGAGCAGCUCUAAAGCAAAUGGCACAUUACGGCCAGAACAUAAGAGACAAAAUCUUCCGUCGGUAUCACUACGGAUCUACAGGAAACCAGGAGAAAUAUGGAUCAGAACUACCACCUAAAUACGAUUUGAGUAAAAUAACUACUUUUGUGACCAUGCAUUACACAUUAAAUGAUAAUUUGCUUGAUGAAAGGGAUGUGCUAGCUAUGGUCGCUGAUAUCCCAAGAGCCGUGGCUCGCCAGGUCGCGAGGACCAGCUUCGAACAUGGUGACUUCGUGGCGGCAGCCGACGCUAAGGAAUUAGUCACAGAUUAUAUUAUUGAAGAGAUUAAAAAGGCUAGUCAAGAAAACAACUUCCCUGAGAAUGACCAAGUGAUCGUGGUUGACGAUCCCCCAACUAGCGCUCCAAGCACUGAAACCUCCGCAACCGCAGCACCUGAUGCUUCACCCGGAGGAGCUGGUACCAUAGUCCUGAACGUCUACCUCAUAAUGCUAAGCUUGUAUGUAAUGCUAAAGUAGGUUUAGUUGAUAAUAUAUAUGUAAAUGUAAAUAAAAUAUAGGCUAAGAUAAAUAAAUAUUUAA
This is a messenger RNA of Spodoptera exigua (beet armyworm), 1530 nucleotides long. The record is from the annotation of a GenBank genome assembly. NCBI's taxonomy places the organism in Eukaryota, Metazoa, Arthropoda, Insecta, Lepidoptera, Noctuidae.